Messenger RNA from Clunio marinus, 225 nucleotides. The record is from the annotation of a GenBank genome assembly. Lineage: Eukaryota; Metazoa; Arthropoda; Insecta; Diptera; Chironomidae.
AUGAAAAAAACAAUUCCGAAAGAGAAAAAUGACGUCUCGAAAAGCACACAAAAAAGAAAAAUUUUUGAAGCUGAGAAAAAAUGGGAAAAAAAUGUUGAACUGUUGAAAAUACAUAUCGAGUUUUGGGUGCUCAAAGCGUCAGAUUUGACUUUUUUUUGGUGGUUAGCAAUUAAGUUGAAGAUUAAGGGAACUUUAGAAGUUAAAUACUGGAUUAAUAGACAUUAA